ACCGGCCGGCCCGUCUCCUCCACCCCAGUUCCAGUUCCAGUUUCAGACGAUAGAAUCCAUCACAUCAAUCACCAAGACUAAUCACCCGACGCAGAGGCCGAGCUCGCCGCCGAUCGCCGCCGGAUAGCUAGCAUGGCCGGCCGCCCCUUUGUUUUCGAGAAAAACUGGGCGGACAACCCUCCACGGAGACUGCCAACCACAGAUAUGGAGUUCCCUCCUUGCUUCCCGCCGGCCGACCCACCGCAGGGCUGGACUACGGUCCGUAUCGAGAGCUCACACUCGAGGAGACCGGACGGCACUCCGGAAAUCCUGCUUCUCUACGGCCGGCCAUCUUCUCCAGGUCGUCAUCAACCAGAGUCGCCGCCACACACAGCCACCAUUCACAGGCGGGACCAGCAGGUUCAUCGUCGUUGCUCUCCCGAGCCGCACCAAGUCGGCGGAGCAACGAGGGUGGUACGACUUGCCAAGGUGCUAUCGCUGGACCAGCUCCAAGACGACCAGGUGUACCAGCAAGUGCUGGACGAGCUUACUCAAGAGGCGCGCAAGUUCGGUGACCUGCUCAAGGUCGUGCUCCCGCGACCAAUCCGUGGUGCUGCUCAUCCGGUGGCUUCCGAAGACGGGAAGGUAUUCCUGGAGUAUGCUUGCCUCGAAGACUCGAUCCAGUGCAGGAUCCGAUUGGAUGGGCAGUGGUUUGACGGGACCAAGAUUAUUGCUGGGUACUUCCCGGAGGACAAGUUUGCUGCUGGAGACUAUGACUACGACGGAUAAUAGUUUCUUUUUUCUUUUUUCCUCUCGAGCUUGUAACCCCAUCUACAAUGUAGUAGGUCCUUGCUUAUAGAGCUGUUUACAAAAAUGAACUCGUUUUCUUUUAUUAAGAAUCCUUCUUAUUUGGACA
Messenger RNA from Lolium perenne, 895 nucleotides. RefSeq names its product splicing factor U2af large subunit B. The record is from RefSeq and is a predicted model, not a curated record. Gene Ontology annotation, molecular function: nucleic acid binding. NCBI's taxonomy places the organism in Eukaryota, Viridiplantae, Streptophyta, Magnoliopsida, Poales, Poaceae.